Protopterus annectens (West African lungfish) is the source of this 4671-nucleotide messenger RNA. RefSeq names its product chromodomain helicase DNA binding protein 2 (gene CHD2). Gene Ontology annotation, molecular function: ATP-dependent chromatin remodeler activity; ATP hydrolysis activity; DNA binding. The transcript has 35 exons. Gene Ontology annotation, cellular component: chromatin; nucleus. Lineage: Eukaryota; Metazoa; Chordata; Ceratodontiformes; Protopteridae. The record is from RefSeq and is a predicted model, not a curated record. Gene Ontology annotation, biological process: regulation of transcription by RNA polymerase II; nucleosome organization. The coding region runs from base 93 to 4655 and encodes 1520 amino acids.
GCGAAUCUGGUGGCUCGAAAUCCCAGCAGAACCUUUCAGAGAACAAAGAUAAAACUGUCAGAAAGAAGGACCGGAUAGCUGACGUGAAAAAGAUGUGGGAAGAGUAUCCUGAUAUUUAUGGAGUCAGGCGGUCAGGUCGAAGCAGACAAGCACCAGCCCGCCUUAAUGUUGGAGCAGAGGGAAGCAGUGACUCUGAAAGUGGAAAUGCAAAGAAACAAGGACGGAAUCACCCUAAAAGAAGAGGUAAUUCAAAAGAUGAUGAUUCUCAAGAUGAAGUUAGCAGUGAAGAUUCUGAUUUUGAAGAGAGAAAGGUCGUUGCACGACGACCUAUACUGAAAAGAGCUGCCAAAACAAGUAGCAGAAAAAUUCCAGCAAAGCCUCAGCGAGGAGUGAAGCGAAAACAGCUGUCUUCAGAAGAUGACGAAGAUGAUGAAGAGGAUGAUGAUGAUGAUGAGGAGGAGGAGGAAGAGACUCCUAAACGGCAGACCAGGCGGAGAACAGGCAAGCGUGUCAGCUACAAAGAGGAUGAUGAUUUUGAAACGGAAUCUGAUGAUUUGAUUGAAAUGUCUGCAGAAGCCAUCGAGGAAGAUCAGGAGGAAAGCGAGACAAUUGAAAGAGUCAUAGAGUCCAGGAUUGGAAAGAAAGGUGCUACUGGUGCUUCCACCACUGUGUAUACAUCUGAAGUAGAUGGCAUUACUGAGAAUAACUUUGACCGUGAAAAGGAUGAAGGAGAGGUUCAGUAUCUCAUCAAAUGGAAAGGCUGGUCUUACAUUCACUGCACGUGGGAGAGUGAGGAGUCAUUACACCAUCAGAAAGUGAAAGGUUUGAAAAAACUUGAGAACUUCAAGAAAAGGGAUGAAGAGAUAAAACAAUGGCUUUCCCAAUGCAGCCCAGAAGAUGUUGAGUAUUACCAUGUCCAACAGGAGGUGGUAGCAGACAUACACAAACAAUACCAGCUAGUAGAGAGAGUUAUAGCCAUGAAAACCAACAAGUCUGCUUCAGGACACAGUGACUUGCCACUGGACAGUGAAAAAGACAUGGCUGUGUCCAGUGUGAAUGAGGAGCCAUCAUCAUCCGACGUGAUUGAGGAGUCAGUAGCUGUCGGCUCGCAUGAGGAGCCAGUGUUGGACGGCACGAAUGGGAAACCGGCAUUGGCUGCUCAUAGUCAAAGGUCUUCCUCUUCCUUGUCCAAUGAACCUGAGUACUUGUGCAAGUGGAUGGGAUUGCCAUACUGUGAAUGCAGCUGGGAAGACGGCGCCCUUAUUGGAAAAAAGUUCCAGCACUGCAUUGAUAAUUUUCACUCCCGGAAUAGCUGUAAAACUCUCCCAUCUAGAGACAGCAAGGUGUUGAAGCAGAGGCCAAGGUUUGUUACGUUAAGGAAACAGCCAGUAUACAUUGGUGGUGAGAACUUGGAGUUGAGAGAUUACCAGCUGGAGGGUUUGAACUGGCUUGCUCAUUCAUGGUGCAAGUGGAAUAGUGUUAUACUUGCUGAUGAAAUGGGACUAGGUAAAACGAUUCAGACGAUUUCCUUUCUGUCCUACCUUUUCCAUCAGCAUCAGCUCUAUGGUCCUUUUAUUUUGGUUGUGCCUCUGUCUACUCUUACCUCUUGGCAGAUUGAGUUCGAUAUCUGGGCACCUGCUAUGAAUGUUGUUGUCUAUAUAGGAGACAUGAACAGCCGAAAUAUGAUAAGAGAAUAUGAGUGGGUUAAUCCUCAGUCAAAAAAGCUGAAGUUUAACGUGUUGCUGACAACCUAUGAAAUAGUGUUAAAAGAUAAGGCUGUACUGGGCAAUAUUACUUGGGCCUUUUUGGGAGUGGAUGAAGCCCAUCGAUUGAAGAAUGAUGACUCCCUUUUGUAUAAAACCUUAAUAGACUUCAAAUCUAAUAACAGGUUACUUAUUACUGGAACACCGCUGCAAAACUCAUUAAAAGAACUUUGGUCACUGCUGCACUUUAUAAUGCCAGAGAAGUUUGACUUUUGGGAAGAGUUUGAAGAUGAACAUGGACCUGGACGUGAAAAUGGUUACCAGAGCCUCCACAAGGUCCUAGAGCCAUUUCUUCUAAGAAGGGUAAAGAAGGAUGUAGAGAAGUCACUGCCAGCCAAAGUAGAGCAAAUACUUCGAGUAGAGAUGUCUGCUUUGCAAAAACAGUAUUAUAAAUGGAUACUGACAAGGAAUUAUAAGGCUCUCUCGAAGGGAACACGAGGAAGUACAUCUGGGUUUCUUAAUAUUGUGAUGGAGCUGAAGAAAUGCUGCAAUCACUGUUACUUAAUAAAACAGCCCGAGGAAAAUGAGAGAGAGACAAAGCAGGAUAGUAUUGUGUCCCUCAUCAAAGGUAGUGGAAAGUUAAUUCUCCUGGAUAAGCUGCUGACAAGGCUGAAAGAGAGGGGGAGCAGAGUUUUGAUCUUUUCUCAGAUGGUGAGAAUGUUGGACGUUUUAGCAGAGUACCUAAGUAUGAAGCAUUACCCUUUCCAGCGUUUGGAUGGCUCAAUAAAGGGAGAUGUGAGGAAACAAGCAUUAGAUCACUUUAAUGCUGAAGGUUCUGAGGACUUCUGUUUUCUAUUGUCCACACGAGCAGGUGGUCUGGGUAUCAACCUUGCCUCUGCUGACACUGUGGUGAUAUUUGACUCAGACUGGAAUCCUCAAAAUGAUCUGCAAGCACAAGCUCGAGCACAUCGUAUUGGACAGAAAAAACAGGUGAACAUUUAUCGAUUAGUAACAAAAGGGACAGUAGAAGAGGAUAUAAUUGAAAGAGCCAAGAAAAAGAUGGUGUUGGACCACUUAGUAAUCCAGCGCAUGGACACCACUGGGCGAACAGUGUUAGACAGCAAGUCCAGGAACUCAAACUCAAAUCCAUUUAACAAAGAUGAACUGUCUGCCAUUCUUAAAUUUGGUGCAGAAGAUCUAUUUAAAGAAGCCGAAGGAGAAGAAUCUGAACCACAGGAAAUGGAUAUUGAUGAGAUCCUUCGUCUUGCUGAAACUAGAGAAAAUGAUCAAUCUAGCAAUGCAACUGAUGAACUUCUGUCACAGUUUAAGGUGGCAAACUUUGCGACCAUGGAAGAAGAACCUGUGCUGGAGGAAAAAGAAGAGAAAGACUGGGAUGCUAUUAUUCCCGAAGAACAGAGGAAAAAGAUUGAGGAAGAACGCCAGAAGGAGCUGGAAGAGAUCUGCAUGCUUCCAAGAAACCGAAGCACCACUAAAAAGACACAGGCAAAUGAUAGCGAUUCAGACAGUGCAGUGAAAGGAAGGAUGCAGAAGUCCUCUGGAUCUGAGAGUGAGACUGAUGAUAGUGACAACGAUAGAAGACCUAAGCGUAGGGGUCGUCCUCGCAGCAUCCGGAAAGAUGCAGUGGAAGGAUUUACAGAUGCUGAAAUAAGAAGAUUCAUUAAGGCCUACAAGAAGUUUGGUGCUCCAGUAGAACGAUUGGAAGCCAUUGCUAGGGAUGCAGAACUUGUAGAUAAAUCUGUGGCUGACCUGAAGCGACUAGCUGAGCUUAUUCAUAACAGUUGCGUAGCUGCAAUGCAGGAGUAUGAGGAGCAACUGAAGGAAAACAGUAGCGAAGGAAAGCCACCUGGAAAAAGAAGGGGCCCAACAAUAAAAAUCUCCGGUGUACAGCUCAAUGCAAAAUCUAUCAUUCAGCAUGAGGAGGACUUCGAUGCCUUCCAUAAGGCUAUUCCUGUUGACCCAGAGGAAAGAAAGAAGUUUUCAAUAACGUUUCAUGCCAAACUGGCUCAUUUUGACGUGGAGUGGGGUGUUGAGGAUGAUAGUCAUUUGUUACUUGGUAUCUAUGAGCAUGGCUAUGGAAAUUGGGAACAAUUAAAAAGUGACCCUGAAUUAAAACUAGAAGACAAGAUUCUUCUCAGUGAUCCAGAUAAGAAACCCCAGGUCAAGCAGUUACAGUCUAGGGCCGAUUACUUAUUGAAACUAAUCAAGAAAGACCAGGACAAGAAAGAUAAUGUAAAAGAUGGAGAAGAGAUAACACCGAAGAAAAGGAAGCCCCGAGCACCAAAAAAACCCAAACUCCCCAAAGAAGAGCCUGAAAGUGAAGUUCACUCUCCUCAUCUCUCAGACAACCAGUCAGAAGAAACCGAAAUCAAGGAGGAUGUAUCUGAAAAAAUCCCAGAGAAGAAAAAAAUAAAGAAGAAAGAUAAUAAAGAGGCCAAAGAAAAGCCUGCAGAUGUCAAGAAAGAGAAAGAUGCUGAUGGCGAGAAGAAAAAAAAAGAAAAGAAAGAGAAGCCAAAAGCCACUGGUGCUAAAACUAAAGCUAAGCCAAAAACGCCUCAGGGUCCUGUCCAUAUCUCUGAAGGAAAAGAACCUGUUUUGAUUGACAAUGAGGAAGAUGAACUUGACCAGGAGACAUUCAGCAUGUGCAAGGAAAAAAUGAGACCUGUAAAGAAGGCGCUGAAACAGCUUGACAAACCAGACAAAGGCGCAUCAGUCCAGGAGCAGCUGGAGCACACCCGUAGCUGCUUGCUGAAGAUAGGAGAUCGCAUUGCAGAGUGCCUUAAAACUUACCGUGACCAGGAGCAAAUCAAACAGUGGAGAAGAAAUCUCUGGAUUUUUGUUUCUAAAUUCACAGAGUUUGAUGCCAAAAAGUUGCACAAACUUUAUAAGAUGGCACAUAAGAAACGAUCCCAAGUUGAAGAGGUAAGUUGUUAGUGCUUCUGUGUCAGUU